Molecule: messenger RNA, 519 nt
Organism: Truncatella angustata
Lineage: Eukaryota; Fungi; Ascomycota; Sordariomycetes; Amphisphaeriales; Sporocadaceae
Product: microsomal signal peptidase 18 kDa subunit
Exons: 2
Coding region: 1-519 (172 amino acids)
Cellular component (GO): membrane; signal peptidase complex
Molecular function (GO): serine-type endopeptidase activity
Source: RefSeq, a predicted model, not a curated record
AUGCUCUCCGGCCUACAGAAUCCGCGACAAGCGGCUGCUCAACUGCUCAACUUCGGGCUGAUCCUAUCUACGGCAUUCAUGAUGUGGAAAGGGCUCUCCAUCAUCUCCGACUCACCCAGCCCCAUCGUCGUUGUCCUCUCCGGGUCCAUGGAGCCCGCAUUCCAACGCGGUGACCUCCUGUUCCUCUGGAACCGCAACUUCCUUUCCGAGACCGACGUCGGCGAGGUGGUCGUCUACAACGUCAGGGACAAGGAUAUACCCAUCGUGCAUAGGGUGGUGCGCAAGUUCGGCACGGGCGAGCACGCGAAGCUGUUGACCAAGGGAGACAACAAUGCCGCCGACGACACGGAACUGUACGCUGUGGGCCAGGACUAUUUGGAGAGGAAGGACAUCAUCGGCAGCGUGUUUGGCUACAUUCCCUUCGUGGGCUAUGUGACCAUCAUGUUAAGUGAGCACCCGUGGUUGAAGACGGUCAUGCUGGGCAUAAUGGGUCUGCUCGUGGUCUUACAGCGGGAAUGA